UCGAGGAGGAGUGGCCUAAACUGGCGGCGCGACGUUGAGCUUACUCGGGCGCGACGGUCUUCCUUGAAGGCCCAACGGAGCUGGUGGGCGCUGAAGGGGUAACCGGGAAGGGCUCUUGGCUGCGUUUGCGCUGCGGAGUGCUGGAGUCCCCCGCCCCAAGACACUGUGCCCCUUCGCCCGGCUCCCGUGCUCUCCAGCUACCAGUCCGUUCCUGAAAGCUGUUGCAGUUGUAACAAAGAGCCCGCCAGGCCUCCGCUGCCCAGGCUCCGGGACCCAGGAUCCCGACGAGCGGCUGAGGGUGAGCGCGAGCUGGGUCAUGAGUCCAGGUUCGCGGCGGUGAGGGCCGACUUUGAAAGCGCUGGUGCGGGCGGAGAGGCCAGCGCCUCCUUCCUCGCCGCCCGCGGGACUCGGGACUCAGGUGCCUCGGCUCCCGUGCGUCUCCACGCAGGAUAGCGGCUUCACGACUGUCCCUCGGCGGCGCCUGCCUUUCAGCUACAGGAGACCGGCGCUUAGCCCUGGCUACCGAAGCCCAGAUUUCUCUGCGGGACUCAGAGAGGACCCGGCUCUUCCCAGAGGUGUUCUGAAGUUUUAUGGGAAAAAAAGCUGGGUUUUGUUUUUAUAAGUCUCCACUUCUAGAAAAUUUUGCCACGUUUGAAGUACUGUCUACCUCUUCGCAUCCUUUCCUGCUCCUGGAGGCUUUUUCCUCUUAAGUUUUAAACAUUUUCACUGUCGGAGCUGACCAGGGAUGAACGUUUUGUAAUCGAAAGUAUAACUGUUAUAACCACGUCGGGAGAGUAGCCAAGAUGGAUAAAAAGUCUUUUGAAACUGUGCUGGAUGAAAUUAGAAAGGCUGUUUUGACAGAGUACAAAUUAAAAGCAAUUGAAUAUGUGCAUGGAUAUUUCUCUAGUGAACAGGUGGUUGAUUUACUGAGAUAUUUCUCCUGGGCUGAGCCUCAGUUGAAGGCAAUGAAAGCAUUACAACAUAAAAUGGUAGCUGUUCAACCAGCAGAAGUGGUCAAUAUACUCAACUGUUUCACCUUCAGUAAAGACAAGCUAAUUGCUCUUGAACUGUUAGCUUCAAACAUUGUUGAUGCACAAAAUUCUCGUCCCAUUGAAGAUUUAUUCAGGAUAAAUAUGUCUGAGAAGAAAAGAUGCAAGAGAGUACUUGAACAGGCUUUCAAGGCAGGCUGUAAAGCUCCUCAUGCUAUGAUAUCUUCUUGUGGAACAAUCCCAGGAAAUCCAUAUCCCAAAGGAAAACCUAGUCGCAUAAAUGGAAUUUUUCCAGGAACCCCUUUGAAAAAAGACGGUGAAGAUUGUACCAACGAAGGCAAAGGAAUAGCUGCACGGAUUCUUGGACUGUCUAAACCACCUCCUUCAACAUACAAUCCACACAAACCUGUUCCUUAUCCAAUACCUCCAUGCCGGCCACAUGCAACUAUUACACCAAGUGCUUACAACAAUGCAGGUCUGGUACCAUUAGCCAAUGUCAUAGCUCCAGGGGUACCCCCUCCACCUCCAUAUACUCCUAAUCCAGUAGGAACAGAAAAUGAAGACUUUUCCAAUCAGUCAAAACAUAUACAGAAUCAAACAUUUUCUGCCCCAGCAAGUCAACUCUUUUCUCCUCAUAGUUCUAACCCUUCAACACCUGUCGCAGCUCCUGUCCCUACUGCAUCCCCAGUGAAGGCAGCAAAUUAUUCAUCAGCAUCAGCAACUGCCGCUAUUUCUGGGCUGAAUAUGCCAAAUACUGUCCUUCCUGUAUUCCCAGGGCAGGUCUCCUCAGCUGUUCAUACACCUCAGCCAUCAACGCCGAAUCCAACAGUUAUCAGAACCCCUUCAUUGCUGGCUACACCUCUCACCUCUGUCCACAGCACAGCAUCUGCUCCUGUUCCUUCAGUUUUUUCUGGUCUAGUUCCACUGCCAGGUCCUUCUGCGACUCCUACCCCAGCCCCUCAGGUCACAUCCACACCUCGAACUACUCCUGCUUCCAAUGAAACAUUUGCUUCUACUUCUGCACCUUUCACUAGCCUCUCCUUUUCUGCCACAUCUGCUGCUUCUACCAGCAACCCAAAUACUGCUUCACUGUCAGUUUUUGCAGGUCUCCCCUUGACCUUAACACCAGCAUCCCAAAGCAUGUCCAACCCAACUUCUGUAAUUACCAGUGUUUCUGCUCCCAGUGUUGCUUGUCCACUUAGUGUAAAUAAUCAUCUUCUGUCUGCUUUAAAAGGCUUUCUGACAUCAAAUGAUACCAGUUUAAUCAACUCUUCUGCUUUAUCCUCUGCUGUUACUAGUGGACUGGCUUCACUGUCUUCUCUUACUAAUCACAACUCAGAUUCUCCUGCUUUUGCCUCUAACAAGUGCUAUGCCCCAUCAGCCAUUCCCACCCCACAGGGGUCUUCCACUCAGGGAUUGGCCAUGUUCCCUGGCCUGUCAUCUCCUGUAGCCAGCUCGACUUCCUCUCCUGCUACUUUGCCUGUCCAGUCUCCUCUAGCUACUCCAACAUCAACUUCAACUUCAGGGCCAAUUAGCUCUGGUUCCUCAGCUACCCUUUUGCAUGGCCCCCAUCCAAGUAAUUCAGACCAGCAUAUUUCAUCUACUCCUGCUGUAACAACUAUUCCUGUUAUGAUAAAAACUGAGCCCACGAGUCCUACUCCCUCAGCCUUCAAAGGCCCAUCUCUUUCCAUGAAUCCCUCUCAUGGCACUUUAGGUUUUUCAGGGACACUGGGUCGUGCAUAUACUUCAACAUCAGUGCCCAUCAGUUUAUCUGCUUGCCUUAAUCCUGCAUUGUCAGGUCUUUCCAGUUUGAGUACUCCCUUGAAUGUUUCAAAUCCCCUUUCCUCUAUUUCCCUUCCACCACAUGGUUCCUCUACUCCAGUCACUCCAGUAUUCACUGCUCUUCCUCCUUUUACUUCUUUGACUAAUAAUUUCCCUUUAACAGGCAAUCCAUCUCUUAAUCCAUCAGUAUCUCUUCCAGGGUCAUUAAUAGUCACCUCAUCUGCAACUGUCUCAUCCACAUCUAUCCCUCAUCCUAGUUCUACAGCAGCUGUUCUCUCAGGGCUUUCUGUCUCAGCAUCAGUCUCAGCAGCACCUUUCCCCCUUAAUUUGUCAACUGCUGUCCCCUCACUUUUUUCAGUUACUCAAGGACCUUUGCCAUCUUCAAAUCCCUCCUACGCUGGCUUUUCUGUCUCUAACACCCCCAUUGUUACCACUGCUCUCCCUUCAUUCCCGGGGCUGCAGACACCUGCUACAGUCGCAGCAGUCACACCAUUACCUGUUGUUGCUACGGCCCCAUCACCAGCUCCUGUCCUCCCAGGAUUCGCUUCAGCAUUUAGUUCUAAUUUCAACUCUGCUCUUGUUGCACAAGCCAGCUUAUCAUCUGGACUUCAAGCUGCAGGCAGUUCUGUUUUUCCAGGCCUUUUGUCUCUCCCAGGUAUCCCUGGGUUUUCCCAGAAUCCUCCACAGUCAUCCUUGCAAGAAUUACAGCAUAAUGCAGCUGCACAAUCAGCAUUGUUACAGCAGGUAAGCAGGUCCAUCCAGCUUCGGCUCUGGAAAGCUAUCCAGCUCAGCCAGAUGGGUUUCCUAGUUAUCCUUCAACUCCAGGAACACCAUUCUCUUUGCAACCAGGCUUAUCCCAAAGUGGGUGGCAGUGAAUAUAUUUUAAUUUGUAUUCUCCUUGGGAGCAUCAUCAGAAUUACCUAAGGACGGCAGUGAACAUUCUGACAAAUGUGAAAUUGACCAAAAGUCAGAAAAUGAAAAUGAGGAUAAUCCUGAAGAAAUCUGGAUCAAACUUUAAAAACAUGAUUACAUUUUUAAAAAUGGUUUUAGGUAUGAACAGUUCCCUCUGUAAAUAUGCUGACAAUGAAUUGUAUGGAGGACUAGUAUUAAAAAAGUGUUUGGGAACUUUUCACUUUCCACUCCAUGGAAUUUUGAGUCGUGUGAUUUAUUUAGAAAGAAUACUAAAGUGGAGGUUGAACUCUCUAUAGCCGAAUACAGCCUUAAAUCUGCUUGUAUAGCAUCCAGUGACAUAAGUAAUAGUUGUGCCUCAGUCUUAUUGGUUGCACGUGGCCCUGGGGGAGUUACUACCCUAGGUAUGCAUGAGUGGUUCCUAUUAGCAUCAUUGGAACUCAGUACCCCAUAUGUAUCCACAAGAGGACUUGAGACCACAGUUAUUUAUAAUUUCUGAUCAUAUAUGUACUACUGAAUUAAUUCUAUAUUUAGGUAAGUGAAAAUGGUGCUUAAUUUAGUCUUUAGAAUGACUUUCAGGUGUUUUUGACUAAAAAUAUAUAUCCAGAACUACUUUCUUACAGAAAUACAAGUAAGACUUGUAAUAAUUUGCCUUUAAAACUUAAUCUCAGCAAUAGCCGAAAAUUGGAGAACAUGUGACUGACUCUUGGGCCACCUCUAUUGCAUUGUACUCUGGAAGCUCUUGGUGAAUGUUUACAGUUAUGGGAUGUAGUAUUUCUGUUGUACUUAAAGUCAAUGGUUAUCUAAAAUAAUUAUGUGACAAUAAAUAGAAAAGACUUGUUCUGUUAGUAAAUAUGCAGUGUGUACCCUAUUUAAGGAUCUGUGGUAGUAGAACUUGAUUGAAUGUCAUUAAUUUAAGUAUGAUAACUGCCACAUUUGAGGUGAUAGGAGAGUAGGGAGAAUGAUUUUCAAUCCCGUGAUUAAAAGUAUAAACUAUAGAAUAUACUGUAGCACAUUUCAGCAUCUAGAAGUUUUACUUUUAUAAAGAUGGUGUUUGCAAGACGUUGCUAAUGUAUUUUCCUUCAACAUGAGGAACAAACUUUUUAAGUAUAUUAAUAUUCCUGUAUGGUUAGUUUUUAACAAUUUUUUAAAAUAAACUUUAUGGAUAUGACAUUUUAUAAGUGUUUUAUUAAAUGCUUAGAUAGGCUUUUUAAUUUUUUGUAUAUGCUAGAGAUAAUACAUAGAAAAUUUUUGUCUGAAUUUAGUUGAAACUCAAUAUAUACCACUGAUUGCUCACUACUUUAAAUAUAUCUUAUGCGAAAGUUAUAACCAACACUUGAAACAGACAAUUUGUAACUUUAAUUAUUUUCAAACAGAGAGUGUAACUUUACAGUUAAUCUGAGGCCAGUUGCCAGAAAUCGUCAUUUGUUCUUUUUAAGUCUAUACUCAUAAAACUCUUUUAGGAUUAUAUAGUGCCACUUAUAUAUGUUGACCUUUCUUAUUGGAUGACUAAUCUUUCUAUAGUGAUGCUACUACAGGUUUAUUUCUAUUGUCCUAUGAGCCCAUUAUCAUCAUAGUAAAGGAGCUAUAUCCUGUUCAUCUUUUAGAUGUAAUUCUGACAUCUUGCACAUAUUGGGCACUCAAAGAGUUAUAUAAAAAUGAAGAGAACAUUUUUGGAGUACCUAGCAAUAAUUGCUGGUUUUAUGUAACACUCAAUCCUAUGAGGUAAGUAUUAGCAACCUAAUUAACCAGAUAAAGAAGCCAAGAUGUAAAUCACAGUGAAUAAGUGGUAAUUUGAACCAAGCAAUACCAAUACCAGACUAUUUGUAUACUACUAAGUGUUUGAAAACAUAUAAGAAGAUGAAAGUCCAAAAAGAUCUCUCAGUGACAUUGAAAUCUUAAUGAGUAAAAAGUAACAUCCUUUAUAAAGGCACAAAGUAUGACAGACUAGCUUAGUAAUAUAAUCAUAGACCGGAUGGAGUUUGAAUGAAAUUUGUUAUUUUAGAGCGUGUGGGUAAAAAAGGGGCCACAUACUAAAACUGACAAGCUCAGGGGAGGCCCACAUGGUAGGCCUUACAAACAGACAGAAAGUAACAACACAGGGUGCUCUGAACGUAAAAAUUGUAACAGCAAGUCAUGGUGGGUAGUCUUGUUCUAGGCCUGUAGCUUCUUUGACAAAGGUCAGUCUUUGAAACAGCAAUUUUCCUUUUCAGACCCUUUGAAGGCACAACCACCAACACCAGAGACCAAGACCAUGUUGUUACCUUGUUGCCCACAUUCUCUGUGUGCUGUAAAUGUGAACUAUGUUGUAGGCACCAAUGUAAAAGAAAUAUGUCUCUCUGUUUUGCUUUUUAUUCAAUCUCAGAGAUUUACCCACUUUUUCUCCCACCUCCCUAAUCUAUCACCAGUGAAUUUCAUGUAACCUACCUUCCUUCUCCUUGAUUCUUAUGUAUAAAAUAAGCUUCAAAACUGCCAUUCUCCAGAGCAUUUCCUCAGUCUGUUGAGAUUUUCCUUCCCGGCAAUUGUCAACAGUUUUGCUCAAAUAAACUCAUGACUUCUUUUUAGCCUGAA
Pteropus alecto (black flying fox) is the source of this 6251-nucleotide messenger RNA. RefSeq names its product proline and serine rich 1 (gene PROSER1). NCBI's taxonomy places the organism in Eukaryota, Metazoa, Chordata, Mammalia, Chiroptera, Pteropodidae. Bases 804 to 3695 code for a protein of 963 amino acids. The transcript is spliced from 13 exons. The record is from RefSeq and is a predicted model, not a curated record.